Messenger RNA from Phoenix dactylifera (date palm), 1065 nucleotides. RefSeq names its product D-tagatose-1,6-bisphosphate aldolase subunit. NCBI's taxonomy places the organism in Eukaryota, Viridiplantae, Streptophyta, Magnoliopsida, Arecales, Arecaceae. The record is from RefSeq and is a predicted model, not a curated record.
UUACGCCUCCCACCUUUUUUUCCCACCGCCCGUUCCCCUUUCUCUGCCAUUUUUUUCCCUUUCUUGUUUUCCCGUAAUUUUUUUGGUGUAUUUCCUUUGGGGCAUGGCGGACUCCUCUGCCCUCUGCUUCUUCUCCUCCUUCCACCCCUUCCACGCCCCCUCUUGCUCCCUCGUGGAAUUCUCCUCUCUUCCCAAGCUCUCUUUCCCUUCUUCUUCUUUUUCUUCUUCUUCUUCUUCUUGUUCUUCUCAUCCAAGAUUCUUGGUUCUCCGUCGCCGAUCCGCUUGCCUCGUGCGAUCCCGCGCCAAAGAUUCCAAUGAAGGUGGUUGUUUUGGGGAUGAUCCCUAUGGCCCGUACCCUUGGGAGUCUUCGCAAUCAUCUGAUGGUCCAACCAUUCAGUGGGUGCCUGAAGAUCGGAUCACCCUUUUUACUGCUGAAGGGCUUAUUCAGAUAGGAGGUUCCCUGGUUCCUCGUCGAUUUCCUGCUUCAGAUAAGAGCCAAGGAAAAUCAAAUGCAUCACAAAGAUUACAGCGCUAUCAGGAGAGUGAUUACAUGGAUCCCAACCAAGGGCUAUGUCUUGGUGCACUCUUUGACAUCGCAGCAACAAAUGGACUUGACAUGGGGAGAAGGUUAUGCAUCUUUGGGUUUUGCCGUUCAAUUGAAAUGCUAAGUGAUGUUGUGGAAGAUACAGUGUUAGAGCAUGGUGGUGAGGUUGUUGCUGCUGAAAAGGCAGCCGGUGGAGGGUUGCAGGAGAAGUUGACCAUGACUGUUGCAGUGCCAUUGCUUUGGGGUGUUCCUCCUGCAUCUGAGACGCUACACUUUGCGGUCAGGAGCGGUGGAGGUAUUGUGGAGAAGGUCUAUUGGCAGUGGGAUUUUUUGGAAAAACCCUAACCAUUUGUCCAUAUUGUAUAUAAUAUGUCAUUGUAAUUUGCUGAUUUGGGUCAUGGCAACUAUUCAUUCAUUGUCACGUCCGCUUGUAUUAGUUACCUGUACAAAAUUCCAAUUGGAAUAACUGCAGAUACUCUCUCUAUGCAUCUCAAAAAGAGCUGAUUAUUUUGUUGCCAUUC